AACCCGUUAAACGCUACUCUCAAUAUAUUUGAAUUUCCCAUCAUGAUGCAAACCAUCACGACCACCCAGGAAUUUUACAGGACUUGUGUAGUUGCUGUUGGCACGUUUUUGAAUUGUAUCGUCAUCUUAGUGGUGACCAGUUCGCAGCAAUUGCGCUAUCCACGGCACAUUUUUUGGGCCGCCAUUUCGUUUUCUGAAUGCCUCUUUUUGGUCCAGUGCGCUCUCGAAUUGGCCGUUAUCGUCAAUCACGAUCAGCUGGCCUGUCAAGUGUUUGUUCUCAUGUGCAGCGUCGAUUAUUCCGUGCUGUUGCUCUGCAUUUUGCUGGCCGCUUUGGAUCGUUACUUGUCCAUUGUCCGCUACGAAUGGUACAAGAAGAACGUCACCGUUCGCAACGUGAUCGUGUUAAUUUCGACGACCUCGGCAUUGACGUUGGUGAUAGUUACCAUUCCAUUUUGGACGGGUUAUCAAUCCAUUUAUACUUGCACGGAGAAUUUGAUUCAUUUGCAUUGGGUGCUCGCGUGGGAUCUCGUUUUGGGCACUGUCUGCGUCGUCCUCCAUUUCAAGAUUUUCGUUGAAACUAAGACGAUUAUUCGGCAAUAUUUGCCCUGCUAUCGACACAAACCCAUCACGGUCAGGUUCGUGACGGCACCUGUCCGAACAUCUGUAGCCAGUUCUGGGCCGAGAAGGGAAACAUCACCGAUAGGCGAAAGAGUUUUAUUUGCUUUUCCCGAAAUCCCUUCUUCCGUUAACUGUGCUGAUGGAAAUGCGUCUCAUUCGCAUUCGGCGGAUGCUCAGUUGGCUUUGUCCAUCGACCAUUUGGGGGCCGGUUGUUUUCCCUGGAUGCAAAGCCGUUCGAAAAUCAGUCGGCUUGAAGUUCAAGCUGCUCUCAAUAUGUCCGUCAAUGUCCUGCCGUUCUGUUUGUGUACGUUUCCUGUGUCCAGUUACGCCAUUGGUCUUUAUUGGUGCAUCCGCCUGGAAGGAGAUUGCAGCGCGAUUUUGCGGACAUGGCCUUACAUGUGGAAUUUUUUCUUAUUGCACAGCAUCUACAAUCCGGUCAUGUACAUGUUAAGUAGUUCCGAAUUUCAAAGGGCGAUUCUCCAUACCAUAAGGAAAUUGAUUAACAAAUGUCAGUUGCAGGCUACAGGAAAUUGAA
Daphnia carinata is the source of this 1153-nucleotide messenger RNA. RefSeq lists its product as uncharacterized. Gene Ontology annotation, cellular component: membrane. Bases 43 to 1152 code for a protein of 369 amino acids. The transcript has 2 exons. Gene Ontology annotation, molecular function: G protein-coupled receptor activity. The record is from RefSeq and is a predicted model, not a curated record. Lineage: Eukaryota; Metazoa; Arthropoda; Branchiopoda; Diplostraca; Daphniidae. Gene Ontology annotation, biological process: G protein-coupled adenosine receptor signaling pathway; adenylate cyclase-activating G protein-coupled receptor signaling pathway.